AUUUCUUUUAAUUAGAAAUUAACUAAUAUUUUACUUUGUCCUGAAAGCAUAUGAAUAUAGAAUAAGUUCAAAUAUACAUACAUUUAUAAAUAUAUAAUUUAUAUAAUAGAAUAGGUUUUAGUUAUUCAACUUUGCAGAGACGACUUCCAUAUUAUUUCAAUGAUUAUCAAUCUUUUUACUUAAGUAUACAUCUUAAGUAUUGGUAUCGUAAAAUAUUUUAAUUCAAAUAAAUUGUAAGGGUUUAUGAACAUGAGCUUGCCCAAGUUGGCCAGAGAGUUAGUUAAAAAACUAAAGGAUUACAAGAGGAAUAUAACUAGAUUUAUUUUUGAGAUUUUUAAAAGGAAAAUGCGGAAAACUGCCAUGGUGUCUUAGUUAGUGGAUCCGCGAGCAAGCGUGGAAAAAAUGAAUGUUUGCAUGAAUGUACGUACUUAUUUAUUUUGUAGAGCACUAAUAAUUACACUAACACACUGCCCCCGGGGAGCUUCGUGCUGAAAGGGGGGUUGAUGGGUGGCGGGCAGCCUUGUCCUUGUCAAAUGUUUCGUUAUCUGCCACCGUUGUUGUUGUUCACACACCAGCAAACACACACACACACACAUACACACACUUACAGAGAAAGCAGAAAGAACGCCCAUGGCCACCCACUCCGCCUCUUUGAUAGCGUCGACAUCAACUAAAACUGUAAGCGACUUCAAACGACGCUUUGUCAGUGACCUUCGCGUGCUGGGGCGAUGGCAUAUGUUUUUCUUGCCACCCACCCAUGUGGGUGGCAAUAUGGGGGAGGUAAUGGGUUGGAGCCAUGGAGCGCUGGGAAACUUGAUUUGACAUAUGAUGUGCCCGUUUCGUUGGCGACUCCUUACCCAAUCUGGCCCAAAUACAUUUAUCAAUAUCGCUUCUGGUCGAUUGAAAUACCAACCGGAGGCGGCAAGUCUUCACCUCCGUUUGGCAGCGAAAGAAAUCCGCCCAUUGCCCACUAACCCCACCCAAUCGGUCAUUAGCAUUUUCGGCGUGUAUUUAUGGGCAGAAAAUGUUGCGCCAUAAACAUGACAACAAAACAAAAUGCGACAAAUUUGCGACGAUUGGCCAUGUGGCACAGUGAGUUCCUAUCCUAUCCCCCAGGGCCAAAUAAUUGUCAUCCAGAAUAAAAUAUGUAUGCACGAAUAUUGUUUGGCUUACGCUCAAUUGGAGGCCGUAGGCAUUGGCGAAAAAAACCCAGAGCCAGGCCAGGAGCAGGCUCAUUCUGAAAGCCAGCCCAAAUUGCAAUGCAGAAACAAUUGCAUACUUGACGGGGCAAAGUUUAUUUUUAUGCGAGCGACACUCGGUGGGGUAUUGAGAAGUGGUUACAGUGAGGACUUCAUAUCGUGAACAGAAAAGUUAACCACCAUGUUUGGAAGGAAAUGGGGAAGAUUUCACUUCGCGAAGUGUAUGGCAAGUAUCGCGCUUAAGUGCUAUAGCCUGCCUGGAUGUGUGUAAGUCUUAAGGAGUAUUCCCUGUACACACACUCAUCCGCAUAUCCACACGCACGAGUAGUGGAAACAAAUCAACUCUGUUUUGGCGCCAUGCGGCGAGUUGCUCUGCACUUUGGCAGACCGACAAACGCGACCGCGGCCGCGACUCUCGGCCAGAAGCACGGCGGAGGCUAAGGCCAGAGCAGAGCUGCCGGAGAGCCCAGCACGGCCAAAAGGCAAAGGCAGCCAGCCGGGCCAACUAGUUUUUCUUUGGUUCCUCCUUUGGCUUUCAUUGUACACGGGUUUGUUGUUUAGUGUGCCAUUGGCGCUAACAACGUGCGGUUCGGUCUUGCGGUUUUCUCGCCGCCCGGUGAAGUCGGUGAACGGAAUAAAUUCUAGGCCGAUUUGGAGAGGGUCUAAACACUGGGAUGGUGAAAGUGCAUUAAAAUCAGAUCAGCAGAUUACACAAGUCGGCCUGCAAUCGGGUUUGGGUUCCUUGAACUCCACAAAUAUAACCAGCUACGUGGCUCUGGUUUUGUGUAACCCAUUUGGUUGGCUGCACUUUAAAGGCGAUUACAAUAAAUAUUAAUAGGAUUUAUUGAUUGACUGGCAGUGGGCCAAAGCCAGAGCCAGAACCAGUGCCAGAUCGACACAAGGCUCCAGACCCAUGUCCUUUCUUUCGCCCACGCUGCGCCUGGAGAAUCUGUCCACGCAGCCCACGAUGACGCAGGAUCAUGUGCCCGAGGACCAGCGCUAUAACAAACAAAAUAUCGUCGCCCAAUGGUGUGUGCCCAUCAAUGGCAAGAUGUACCGCAUCGAGCUGGAACAUGGCACAACCAGUGGGCGCCGCAUGAUUUGGGUCAAUGGACGGGAAGUCUUGCGUCGCGACUGGAUGUUCAAACUGGUUGGCGAGGACACCUUUCACAUCGAUCAGACGCGCUGCAUCAUACGCGUUGAUCCUGCGCCGGGUUUCAAGUACGAGUACUCCCUCUACAUCGACGGCAAGUCGCACGACCAGUACACCGAGGACAUGACACGGCAGUAUCGACUGUGGCUAUAUACAGAUAAUGCGGCCACAGAGGCGCCGCAGGAAUAUAGAAUAAUGCUGAAGCUGGAUACGCUGAGUCUCUAUGUGAACGAUGAGCUGCGCACCGAGGAGUCGGUUUUUGUUCACGGCGGCACAGACACCAAGUUCCUGCAGCAGGACACGGAAUUCGUGCUUCAGGCACGCUCAAGUGGCAAUAAACAUGAUGGCAUCGUUCACACUCUGCUGGCGAAUGGGGUGCCAGUUCCGGAGGCGAAGAUUCAGGAGAUUAUGCAAGAGCCGGUCUCCAUUUUGCAGAGCAGCAACUGAGGGCUCCACACGAUAGGAUAACGUUUUGCAUUUGUUGAUUUUGUGCCCAGUUGUUAAUAAAAGUCUUUGUCUUAUACAAUA
Molecule: messenger RNA, 2880 nt
Organism: Drosophila yakuba
Lineage: Eukaryota; Metazoa; Arthropoda; Insecta; Diptera; Drosophilidae
Product: fas apoptotic inhibitory molecule 1
Exons: 4
Coding region: 2113-2799 (228 amino acids)
Biological process (GO): canonical NF-kappaB signal transduction; positive regulation of neurogenesis; negative regulation of extrinsic apoptotic signaling pathway via death domain receptors
Source: RefSeq, a predicted model, not a curated record